Messenger RNA from Hippoglossus stenolepis (Pacific halibut), 3571 nucleotides. RefSeq lists its product as uncharacterized. Lineage: Eukaryota; Metazoa; Chordata; Actinopteri; Pleuronectiformes; Pleuronectidae. The transcript has 7 exons. The coding region runs from base 828 to 2576 and encodes 582 amino acids. The record is from RefSeq and is a predicted model, not a curated record. Gene Ontology annotation, cellular component: membrane. Gene Ontology annotation, biological process: positive regulation of ERK1 and ERK2 cascade; positive regulation of cell migration; positive regulation of cell population proliferation. Gene Ontology annotation, molecular function: platelet-derived growth factor receptor binding; growth factor activity.
GCUCCGCCGCCUGAACAGCGACCAGAGAGGAGACGCGCAAGAGGCGAGAACAACCUGAUCCAGCGGAGCCGCAGAGCGCAGCCGCAGCGGGAGAGGCAGCACAGCCACGGGGGGGGCGGAGGCGAAGUGUGAGAAAUGCAGGAGGCUGAUAACGACGAGAGAGACAUUUAGAUCAGAGCAGAUGCAGCGAGCAGCCAAGUGAAUCCCGGGAUGAGAAGAAUCUGACUCUUUUUUUGCCGCGGAGCGUCCAGAGAAUUACGCACGACGCGCUGCUCCAACUUUUACGCACGGACCUCUGGAGUUGUGUUUUUUUUUACUCAUGCUACAUUAUUUAUUUUUAUUUUUACACUGAAGUGCGAUUUUGAAACGGGAGCCUGACACGUUUAUGUGGAGUUUUGACUUUGACGUGGACGCAUCUGGCACCUUUACGCGUUCUAGCGCACGGGUUUCUAGAAAUCCCACAUUUGGAGACAUUUUUUCUUUGGGGAUCAUAACGCGGACUCCUCAUCACACUGCACUGAUAUAACUGGAGCUGCGUCGCUGUAGAUUCCCUCAAUCACAACGGCUCGCAUUCACGCACCUGUCCCGCAGCUCCCGCGACGUCUCCGCUUGUGAGUUUUUUGGGUAUGGACACAGUCAGACGUCUCGCCUGCGUGUGACUCACCGUGAGCAAACAUUUGGUUUUGCGCUUAAAGGCAGUGGCACAUUGCGCUGGGGAUAUUUAAACGGUGCGCGUCUCGCACAGGCACGAGCGGCCAGCGCACGGCACCGGGACGAGGCUCGGUGCAGCCGGGGGAUUGGACGCCGACGUGCUAAAUGCCGGCGACAUGAGGUCCUGGGUCCUGCUGCUGCUGCUGAGUGCGCUGUCAGCGGCGCGUCUGAGGCUCGGCAGCGCUGAGGGCGAUCCUCUCCCUCCGUCGCUGGUCGACCUGGUGAGGAAUUCUCCCAUCUCCUCUGUAGACGAGCUGAAAGUGCUGCUGCUGCAGGAGGCCAAUGCAAUAGAAGAGGAAGAGGAUGAGCACGACUUUCUCACAAACCACACCCACGGCAGAUACUCUAGAAGUCUUGUGGAGGCGCAGCAGGCGCAGCUGGCGAACUGUAAAGUUCGGACAGAGGUGAUGGAGGUGACCAGGUCCAUGCUCGACCGCCGCAACGCCGACUUCAUCCUGUGGCCGCCGUGCGUGGAGGUGCAGAGAUGUUCGGGCUGCUGCAACGCGAGGCACCUGCAGUGCAUCCCCACCGUCACCUCCAGCAGAUACCUGAAGGUGCUAAAGAUCCAGGUCAUCAAGGGUCAACCUCACUACACCUACGCCAUGAUAUCAGUGGAGGACCACGUCAGCUGCAGAUGCCAACCUGCCACAUCUUCCUCGUCCUCUUCAUCCUCUUCGUCCUCUUCGUCCUCUUCAUCCUCUUCAUCCUCUUCGUCCUCUUCGUCCUCCUCGUCCCUUCCCGUCGCUAACUCCCCCGUUCAGAGCAGCCCCAACCCCCCUCCGCCUCCACCACAGCAGCCUGCCUCCUCCUCCCACCUUCCCCUGCCCCUUCCGCGAUCUGUCCACCCUGCUCCGCCCAAGAGUCACGCCUCCAAGGCUGACCUCCAUCGCCACGACGUCCUGAAGCACAACCAGCAGCGCUACCAUUCCGAGGAGCGCGAGCCGGUGGCCAGGCAGUGGCAGCAGGGCAGCUACACCCAGCUGGUGCACUGGACACAGCCCAGGGUGCACCAGGGGCCCGCGCACCAGCCGAUCGCCGGGGUGCUGGGAUCCGUCAGCAGCUGGCCGUCGGAGGCGAGGGCGGAGCAUAGCGUCAUGGGAAGUACGCAGCAGGUCGGGCACGGGAGUGGGUUUGAGGGGAGCAGGGAGGAGGGCAGCGUGGCAUCGAACACUGAAGGGCAUCAUCCCGAUCACGCCCAGAGGCAGCAGCAGGUGUUACAGCAUCAGCAGAGACAACAGCAUCAGCAGCCAUAUCUGCAUCAUCGUCAGCCACAUUAUCCACAGCCGUACAACCACGGAGGGGCCGAGGACCCCGAGCUGAGGACGCAGCAUCGACUCAACGCUCCUCAGUCCGACAGCGCCUCGCCCCCCGUCAGCCCGACACUCCCACCCGCAUCGGAGCAAAACCCCACCCUUCCUCUAACCACCAAUCAGAGAGACUCAGUGACCAGCCAAAUAAUUACACAGGUCACAAAACAGACUGAGACUGAAACAGUCAGUCAAGGGAGCGAGAGGGAGGAGAGUGGCUCGGCCAAUAGCGGGGACUCGGCCGGUGCUGAGCCGGCCAAUCAGGCGAGGGAGAGAGACUCUAAGCUGACCACAGAAGACGGUCAUUUAACAGAGGAGGAGGAGAGGAGGCACAAACUUCUAGAGAUGGUACAGAGCGAACCGGAUAAACAGACUCAUCUUCAUCCUCAUCCUCCUCAGCAAAGACCAAAGCCGACCACGUUUAUAACAGUCGUGUCUACUGUGGCCCCCAUGUCCCCCGCUGCGCGUCAGGCCCCGUUCCGUCCGGCUUCCCCUCGCCGCAGGAGGAAACACCGCAAACGCAUCAGCAAAGCCGCCCUCAGAGCCAUGAUCAUGUAGAGCUGCAGGAAACGCUGAAGCUAAUCCAAAAGCUUUUGACCCGACACGUUGCUCCAAGCGGAGAGAUGAAGAAUGUGGGAUUCUUGAAUGUGCCGCCGGUCGACUCUCUGGACGGAGGGGACGGACACUGCUGCUGCUUUUCGAUUGGACGGCUCCAGACAAAGUUACCUUUCCUGCUCCAGAGCUGCCGCAGAGCGUCCGGCUUCGUGGAUUUGAGAAGAAAAUUUUUAAAAAAGUGCAAUCUUAUGAACUCGUUGGACUGGAAGUUAUUGGUCACCCUGAACACUGGAUCUAAAUAACAUCCCGUUAACGUGGGAUGGAUGGAAGCUUGUCAGAUGCCCAAAGCUAAGCUGGUGCGCCCUUGCAGUCGGCAGCCAUUGAUUGGCUCCUUUGACAUCCAGCUCGACUUCCGAUUAGUGACUCGGACUAAGACGUCACUAUCUGGGGCUAAAUGUGCAGCACGGGCUGAGAGUGGAGACGUGGAGAACUGGAUUUCUACACUGGGACAAUAACUGGAAAUGCAGCUGAGGCCUCGAUGCCAAACAUUACUGUUAUCUUACAAUGUCUAACUGUAUCUAACACUGGAGUAGCCGUACACUGAUCAUUACACUGACCUUAGAGAAGUACUCCGCCGUGUACUGUAGCUUCAUGUACUGGAAAAUAUCAAUAACCUGCUCUUUUUGUACUACUGCCGGAUCCAACCAGAAUAACAAACAAAUGCCUGCCUAGAUAACAUGUUAUGAAUAUCCACGUUAAAGCAAGUCUUAAAGACCUGGCUGUUAGAGAUCGCUGUUAUAGCCAACACUGUAUAAAUGCUUUUAGAAAACGAUAUCCAGGGGGAAGAGAGACAAACUUUAUUUCUUAACUUAUUUAAAAAAAAAGUGUAAUUAUUGUUGCAGACAUGUUUCAGAUUAUAAUUAUUGGUUGUACAACUGUUACUGUUAUGAAUGUUAUUUUUAAUAUAAAAUAAAAAUGUUCAACAAAUAUACAGUUAA